Molecule: messenger RNA, 984 nt
Organism: Cricetulus griseus (Chinese hamster)
Lineage: Eukaryota; Metazoa; Chordata; Mammalia; Rodentia; Cricetidae
Source: RefSeq, a predicted model, not a curated record
GUGAACGUGAGUAAAAAGAAAGGAGAUGGGGAUAUACUGAAGGAUCUUAUGAAAACUACAGGCACCGCCAAGGUCAGGGAGGCCCUUGGAGAGUACCUGAAGGCACUUAAGACGGAAUUUACAACAGGAAUGAUUUUACCAACAAAAGCUAUAGCAACCCAGGAGCUGACUGUUGAGAGGAAAGUGACUGGAAACCCUUUGCAGGUGCAGGCUUCUCCAGUGGCACUGGGUGUAAGGAUUCCCACUGUAGCUUUGCACUUGACGGAGCUGUUUGACACGACAGUAGAACAGCUGUACAGUAUCUUCACUGUGAAAGAUUUGGUGCAAAAAUUUUCCAAAUCUCCUGCUGUAUUAGAAGCUGAAAAGGGAGGGAAAUUCCAAAUGUUUGAUGGGAACAUCACUGGAGAAUAUGUGGAACUGUUAACGAAUAGGAAGAUCAUCAUGAAGUGGAGAUGCAGAAACUGGCCAGAAGAACACUAUGCAACAGUUGCAUUGAAUUUUGUGCCUGCUCCAGGGCAAACGGAAUUACAAUUGGACUGUAAAGGAGUUCCUGUCUGUAAAGAAGAGAAUACAAAAUUCUGUUGGCAGAAGCAGCACUUUGAAGAAAUAAAAGGUCUACUUCAGCUCACCACCCAGAAUGCUUGAACUAGUUAGGUUUUAUAAGGACAUCCUUUUUGUAAGCUGAAACCUGUCCUAUUGCCUCUUCUUUCUUCCUCAAAAAGUCCCCUCCCCCGCAAGGUCCCUAAUUUAUUUUAUACUGGAUGAAAUUCAUGAAACGACAAAAUUUAAAAGCAUUGCUUGAAGCAUUCUAGACACUGCACUUCAUAAAAUCAGGUGUUAUCUCACCUUCCAUGGGUGUUCCUCUCUGGAAAGUAGGUGAAGUCCAGUUCCCUGAGCUAAGGCUGGUCACAACACGCUACUUCAUUGCUAGUUGAUUUAAGCUGAAGACAAAUAAAUGGCAUGUUACACUAUUCUUUUAUUUUA